ACUGACCUUAGACGUUACAGUAGUGUACAUUACAACAUGAGUGUGUUCCUGCAGCUCAAACAGUGAUGAAUCCUCAAGGUCAUGGGUUUGAUUCCCAGUGAAUGAACUGAUCAAAUGUCAAGCUUGAAGUCAGUGUUGGUCAGGGUUGAAGGCUCAUCGUGUGUUUUUCUCUGGUCUCCUGUAGAAACAGUAUGUACUGCAGGUCAAACACUGCAGGCUCAGGUGUACAGCGACAUGUUUCCGUUUGCGUAUGACGUGCCGCAGUUUAACGCCUGCCUGAGCGUCCAAACACUGAAGGACAACCUGGAGGCCGUGACCGAUAGAGUUCACGACAGGAGCUACCAGCGGAUCAUUCUGGACAAACUCAACCAGGCGUAUCCGGGCGGACUGUCUGACCAGGUGCUGCAGGUUUUAGGCUCCACCUCCCGCGUGGCCACACCCGAUGAUGUCAGAAAGUGGAAUGUGACGAAGAUCGACACGCUCUCGUCUCUGAUGAACCAACGCAAGGGAGACUGGGACCCAGAGAUGGUCCAGCUGCUGGUCAGUAAGUAUCUGAGUGUGAAUGGAAACGCUCUCGGCACGAACGAGCUGAACGCACUGGGAGGAACAAACCUGUGUGUGCUGAACACCAGUGUGCUGAACAACAUCAGGGCCACCAGCGUGGAGCAAGCUUCUGCUCUCUCUCUGACCAGCUGCAGCUCAGAGAAGAAGUCGAUUCUGUUCAGUAUCGCUCAGAACGCAUUCAACAAAACAAAUACACGCAGUACAAACCCCGUCAGCAUCACAACAUACCAGCUGCUGCAGAACUACCUCGGCGGUGCUGAUUCAGCAUUUAUUCGUACUCUUGUGAACUCCAGUGUGAAUAUGGACGUGCUCACAUUCAUGAGUCUGAAGCAGAGUGUCAUCAACGUGCUGAUCGUGUCUGAGGUGAAGAGUCUGCUGGGUGUGAAUGUGGCCGAUCUGAAGACGUAUGAAAGCGCAGCACAGAUUCAGGAGUGGAUCAGGCUUCAGCUGCAGGUGGAUCUGGACACGCUGCAGAUCGGUCUGACGGGGGGCAGGAACUCCAGCGUCACAGAAAGCACCGCCAGCACCACCACUACAGCUAGCAGCAGCACUAAAGCACCGUCAGCCCAGACCGGCACCGCCGCUACCACAGCUGCUGGAUCCAGAGUCUGGUCACCUGUCUGUCUGCAGCUGCUCCUAUUGGCUGUUACCACGACGACGCUGCAGCUGCUGCACUGAUGACAUCAUCAUCAUCGCUGUACUUCCCGUCUCUUGGUCUGUCUUGUAUUUAAAGAGUUUCUGCACUUUCACUUUUCAUGAAGUGACAUGAACUAUUUCUGUGUGGAAUUGAUGACUAAAUCACUCUGGAUUGCUGUGGUCACAUCUGACUCAUUCAUAUGAAGUUAAAGAUUCGACAAUGAAAUGCUAAAUCUCAAAUACAUUAAAAUAACUGAAAAACAUCUCAAUAAUCAAUAUUUAUAAAUACAAGGAUUUCUGUUUGCUUAUGUGAGAGAGACAGAUUGAACCCUGCGAAGCAUGAUCCAUGAAGAUCAACACGUAAGCUCAGGUUACUCCAGGAGAAAAACUAAUGAAUGUAAUGUCAAACUUUGUAUGGAUUAAAGCAUAAGAUAAAUAAUU
Sinocyclocheilus grahami is the source of this 1641-nucleotide messenger RNA. RefSeq names its product mesothelin-like protein. Lineage: Eukaryota; Metazoa; Chordata; Actinopteri; Cypriniformes; Cyprinidae. Bases 115 to 1242 code for a protein of 375 amino acids. Gene Ontology annotation, cellular component: cell surface. The transcript has 7 exons. Gene Ontology annotation, biological process: cell-matrix adhesion. The record is from RefSeq and is a predicted model, not a curated record.